CUUGAAUCGUCUGCGUGACAAGGUAUCUCUUUCUGGUAGUUUAGGUGCUUCGGUACUUAUGAAGAAGAACUUCUCUCCAAAUUCAACUGCUAGUGUCUUCAGAUGGACUUGAUUGCUGUUCGUUUUUCAUUCGUACGCUUCUCCCACCCAAUCCCAAAGACUUUCCUCGCGGAACAUCGUGAGGCCACAUCAAUUGUCCUCCCCUUUCCAGCUUCCGGAAGACCCGGAUACGAAGUUUCAGCCAACGGCUCAAUCAAUCUCGAAGAUGAUUGAUGAGUUGUGCCCCAAGGAUGUCCCAGCUCAUGCUGAAGAUGCUCUGAUCAAGUUGCAAAAUCAAGUCAAGAAGGUGCGUGCAAAAGAAGCAGCUGAAGCGCGCCGCGAGGGAUAUCAGGUAGCAAGAUUAGAAUGAAAUCUACAGAAGCUGCAAGUUCCUUUCUCCUCCCACACCACCAGCCCACUCCUCUAAUUCUUUCGCUCCGAUCCGACUCCAGUCGAAGAUGAUGGUGCCGCGA
Messenger RNA from Amoebophrya sp. A25, 512 nucleotides. Lineage: Eukaryota; Dinophyceae; Syndiniales; Amoebophryaceae. The record is from the annotation of a GenBank genome assembly.